Molecule: messenger RNA, 2977 nt
Organism: Gadus morhua (Atlantic cod)
Lineage: Eukaryota; Metazoa; Chordata; Actinopteri; Gadiformes; Gadidae
Product: tetraspanin
Exons: 8
Coding region: 310-1374 (354 amino acids)
Cellular component (GO): plasma membrane
Source: RefSeq, a predicted model, not a curated record
CAAAACAAAGCGUGUGUGUGUACGGCGGCGGCGCCGCACGGAAGUGAUUGCGUGCGCUACGCACACACACAUACACGAAUACACACACACAUACACGUACACAAUCCACACAAUAGAAUGAGAGGAAUAACAACGACGGUGUUCUUUAAUAGAAUAUUUUAAACGGGUGUGUGUGUCUGUGAGUGGGUCGGGGAGCGCACCGCGGGUGUGUGUGUGUGUGUGAGAGUCGGUCGGGGGAGCGCUUCACCGCGGGGGGCCAGCCGUCAGUAGCGUCCACCGCCCGGCGGCCCAGCAGCCUCCGUCUCCGCCAUGCCGUCCUACUCGGAGCUCCGGAAGACCAACCGCUUCUACUACUUCAUCAAAUUCACCCUCAACAUCUACUCCAUGCUCUUCUCGCUGAUGGGGCUCUGUGUGCUGUGUGUGGGGGUGUACGCGGAGGUGGAGCGCCAGAAGAACCGCACCCUGGAGGGGGUGUUCCUGGCCCCGGCCGUGGUGCUCAUCCUGCUGGGGCUGGUGAUGUUCACCGUGUCGCUGGUGGGCAUGGUGGGCUCGCUGAGGGACAACAAGACCCUGCUGCACAUGUUCCUGUGUGUUCUGUGUGUGCUGCUGCUCCUUCAGGCCGUGGCUCUCAUCACCGCACUCAUCUUCGAGAAGAAGACCUCGGCUCUGUUCCAGAAGAGCAUCCGAGAGGGGAUCAAGCACUACUACGACGACCUGGACUUCAAGAACAUCCUGGACUUUGUGCAGCAGAAGUUCUCGUGCUGCGGCGGGGACGAGUAUAAGGACUGGAGCGUGAACCAGUACCACUUCUGCAACGGCACCGGUCCGCUGGCCUGUGGCGUGCCGUACACGUGCUGCCUGCAGCGCGAGGUUGGAGAAGUGGUCAACACAUUCUGUGGCUACAAGACCCUUACUCAACAGCGCGAGGCGUUGCACGAGCUGAUACACGUGCGCGGCUGUAUCCACGCCGUCAACCUCUGGAUGAGCGACAACAUCGGGAUGACGGUGGCCUUGUGCUGCGCCAUCGGCCUGCCCCAGCUGCUGGGCAUCAUGCUGAGCUGUGCCUUCUGGAACCUUCUGGUGGACAUGAGCGAGUCCACCGACAUGGUGGACUUCCGGCUGCUGAAGAAGUCGUUCCAGUACAGCGAGCUGGACCUGGCGGGCGCCGGCUGGUGCAUGUGUCUUCCCCGGGACGGGGGCUACCUGCCGGUCCCGGCCAGCGAGCCCGAGCUGGACCCCAUCGACCUCCACCUGCAGAAGCUGAAGAAGCAGCCCCCCCGCACCCACUCGCAGCUCCGCGAGCUGCAGGAGUCGCUGUCGGCCACGGGUCUGGACGAGGUGGACGCCGGGCGCAAGAUCAAGAGGGAACACUGAGACGCAGGGGGGGUCCUUCGGGCGUCGCCGCGUCUCCACGUCUCCGCUGUUCCUCGUAGCGCUUCGGGUUUUGUUUCGAGGUUUGGUUUUGGUUCGGUUCUUCCGUUGGAUCGGUUUGUUAAUUUUUGGUUUGGUUGUUGUACAGUUGUUGGUUUGUCUUGUCGGAAGUCUUGUUGCACUACUUAAAAAGAUGAAGCUAUCUAUCGAAGAAUCGGGGGGGGUUUCGGUUGUUCGGAAGGAAUUUGACGCGACUUAGCACUUUUUUCGGUUAAUUCAGUUGCUUUAUGGCAAAAUGUGAAAAUCAAACGCAGCUGUUAGGUUUUUGGAAACCCAAAUAAUUUAUUGCCUCAAGUUUAUCGACGGUUAGAAAUUAAAAUUAUAUUCUGCGAUAUCGGUUGUAUCAGUACGGUUUGUUGAAGUACCGCCAACUAGUGGCAGACCAGGGGAUACCGGACAGGCAUGGUGCACUACUGUAACCAGGGCUUUAAAUUUACAUUUGAAUGUUUGCUUCUGGAAUGUUCCACUCCAGAGAACCGUUUAAAAGCAGUUCAGUUACUGCGAGGACUUAAGCUCUUAUCCUACGUAUUAUCACUGGAGCUUUGUUUUUAUUUGAAACAAACUCUAGCUGUGCGAUUUAGCAACUCAAGUACUUUAAAGUAAAAUUUAUAUCCAAGUCCUUCAAAAAAAGAUGAUUGGGUGUUUUUUUCCAUCUCAGAGUGAACUGCCUCGGAGCUCACCGGAACCAUCAAUACUAAUCUGCCGUGGUGCUGAGCUCGCUGUAUUUAACUUUAUUUAAACAUCGGGUUUCUCUUCUGGCGAUCGGAAAAAGAACCAAUGAGACAUUCCUGUUCAUGUUGAGUUAUUCUAUACAUAUUUCAGGUAUCAACCGUUUGUUUUUUACAUAAAUGUUUUGUGCAAUUUUUAAUCGUAUAAUGAAGUUUAAUUCACCAUUUCACCUUUUUGAUCAGCUCUUUUUUUUUUAUGUAAUAUUUUACUAGUGUUACCAGUUUCUGGUGAAACGAUGUCAUUUCGUACUUUGAAGAACAGAAACAGAUUCAACCUUUUAGACGCUUUUCUCUCUUGAUUUCCGUGUUCUAGGUGGUGUUUAAUCCAAGCCGAGCGCUCAGAGUGCUGCUGCUUACCUCAGGCCGUUUCCCACGGCCCCGUGUCCCCCAACACUAUUCAAACAAACAAGCUUCUGAUAAGGGUCCCAAUGUCGGACCAGUAUGAAGGGGCCACACAUCUUGCGUGCUGCAUCUGUGACGGAUUUAGUAUGUACGUUUUUUUAUGAUUUUUUUAUUUGUGCAAUGGGUUAAUAUUGUAAGAUUGACAGCUGUGGAGUAAAGACAGGAAUGCAUGUUUUGUAACGUAUGACGACUUAUUAACAAACCGCUGUACAGUUGUGAUGGGUUAUUUUUAAGGGGUUCUCAGUCCAUUGUAUAUUUUUAAUGACUCUUUUCGUUGGUCCGCGUGUCUAAAGUCCAGCUGAAGUAAGGUUCAGGCGUUCUUUAUCGGGUGGGUCUCAUGUGCUGAGCGGCCCUCAUGCCUUGUGUCUACACUGCUGGUCUUGUCAAUAAAACAGAAUUUGUCUACUGAAACUGAA